AUGUCGUCUACACUUGCUCCUGACACAGUGUCAGACCGUAACCCCAUUUCCGAGAAAGAUGUCGUGUCCACGCUUGACUCGCUUGGUCUGAAAGCAAAGCCACAAAAUCUCGGAGAUUUCACGUCACUUCUUACAGGCAUCUGGGAAGUAUGGGACAAAAUAGAGCAAAUGGACGAUUAUGUCCCGGAGGUUGAUGAAGUGCGAUUUCCACGGAAAGACGUGCAUAGACCGGAAGGCGAAGCAAAUAAAUCGAACGCUUGGGCUUGGAAGUGUCACAUAGAGGAUACUACAGAUCAGAGCCAGAACGGAUUGUUAGCCGGAAAGACGAUCAAUCUCAAGGACAAUAUCGCCGUGAAAGGGGUGCCUUGCUUGAUUGGAACAGAUCUUUUCAGUGACUAUAUUCCCAACACUGAUGCGACUGUAGUUAAGCGCGUCCUCGAGGCUGGUGGAAUCAUUCAUGGAAAGGCUGUCUGUGAGAACAUGUCGUGUUGGGGGGCUUCUUGCUCCGCUGCGACUGGCCGUAUGUACAAUGUAUACGCGGAAGGCUUCUCUGCUGGAGGUUCAUCUUCUGGUACGGCCGUCUUGAUCGCUGACGGAACGUCAUGGGGAGGCAUUGGUGGCGAUCAAGGCGGGUCGAUCCGUCUUCCAUCGAGCAUGAAUGGUAUUGUUGGGCUAAAGCCUACCACUGGGCUAGUACCGUACACUGCGAUUGCUUCAUUGGAACCUAUAGUAGAUCAUACCGGACCCAUGACAAGGACUGUUCUCGACAACGCUCUUCUGCUUCAAGCUAUCGCAGGAGCCGACGGGAUUGAUGAUCGGCAACAGGCGGGUUGCCCGUAUCCCGAGGAUGUUCCCGACUACGUAAACCUUGCGAAACAAGGGGUCAAGGGCAUGAAGAUUGGUAUACUCAAGGAGUCUCUCGAUCAGCCAAUGCACGAUCCGAGAGUGAGUGAGCUGGUUGUCAAGGCUGCUAAGGCUCUUGAGGAGUUGGGUUGCAUUGUGGACGAAGUGAGCGUACCAAUGCACACGCUUGGACCAGAAUUAUGGGCUGAAAAAUUCGACAAGAUGUGGCCUAGUAUUGCCAACACACUCAUCAACGGCAAGGUAAGUGCUUAUACGAUGACGAAACCCGAAGAGGACUAA
Phaeoacremonium minimum UCRPA7 is the source of this 1143-nucleotide messenger RNA. RefSeq names its product putative amidase signature enzyme protein. NCBI's taxonomy places the organism in Eukaryota, Fungi, Ascomycota, Sordariomycetes, Togniniales, Togniniaceae. The transcript is spliced from 3 exons. The coding region runs from base 1 to 1143 and encodes 380 amino acids. Gene Ontology annotation, molecular function: catalytic activity. The record is from RefSeq and is a predicted model, not a curated record.